Molecule: messenger RNA, 6580 nt
Organism: Poecilia latipinna (sailfin molly)
Lineage: Eukaryota; Metazoa; Chordata; Actinopteri; Cyprinodontiformes; Poeciliidae
Gene: zfta
Product: zinc finger translocation associated
Exons: 5
Coding region: 1424-3361 (645 amino acids)
Biological process (GO): negative regulation of DNA-templated transcription
Source: RefSeq, a predicted model, not a curated record
AAACUUCUGAUUUAAGUGAAAAUAUAUUUAGCAAACCUGCCAGAGGCAUGAAUCAUUGUGGUACUGAAUAUCUUUAUGUGAACGUGUUUGGAUGUAAAACAUGCAGCUAUAUGUUUUGUGAUCACACUGAGACAAAAAGACUAAGGGUUUGUCCUAAUAAUUUUUUUUUAUCAAACCAGUGCUUUUAAAAAGCACAUGUAGGCAAAAUGUGGAAGAUUUAGCUUUUUAAAUUGGUAUUGGUGCUCAUUAUCUGGACCCCUUAUAUCAGAGAAUUUAGGGAUUUUCCCACUAUGCUAAAAAAAAUUAUCAAACUAAACAAUCAGUUGAGAAAAUAAUUAAACAACCAUAGCUAAACUAGAUGCUUAAAAUGACUCGUAGACCAGUUCUUCUUUGAGUCUGCUUUCUGUUCUCUCAAGCCCCAGUCUGUUGUUCCUGUGAGUCGUUCCUUUCCACUUUCACCACAUGCUUUCUCAGUUAAGAGACUCCUGCAAAGUAUACCUAUCAAAUGCAAUCAUCUGUCCUCGGUUGCCAUAUUCUUGCAAGGGAGGAGAAACAAAGUCAUUAAUCUGUAUUCUAUUGGCUGGGCUUCCUUACCAAGAUAACUUUUUCCAAUUGUACUGUAUUAUAUUUACAAUAGAACUGGACUGUGGUUGAAUGCAAAUGUCUAUAUUGAAUGUACUGGCAUCAACUGGGAUGAUUUUAUUAUAAAUUGCUAUAGCUAUAACUGAAUACAAAAUUAAUCUGUCUUGCACUGCAUAAAUUAAAUCGAACUGAACUAGGAAAAUAAGGCUAAUUAUAACAGUCAAACUACAUAAGUCCCCAUUUAAAAAAUGUUGUGAUCUGGGGCCCAGGGGCCCUGGUGACAUGGAACCGCCUUGUGUUUGAACAUGAGCUAAAGCGUCUCUGCCAUCGCGUGUUUAUGAUAGAACAACAGCCGUUGUAUUAGCAGCUUAUCAGCAUUAGCGCCUGCUGCUCGCUCUGCCCCCCCUCCGGGGUGGGUGUGCGUCGUCGACGCUGUUACUGUCUCUUUAAAUUUACCCAGGAGCCCCUUAAGGAGCCCCAGGGGCCCCUAGUCCGGCUCCCCACCCAGAAGACAAGCAAGAACCUUAAAAUACAUUACUGGAGGCCUAAGCUGAGACGAGUCUUGCUUGAACACUACAAAGUGUUUUCGCCGGCGGAUUGAGUGAUUCUAUGAAAAGUUAACUUGGCUCCCGUGCGGGGCGCGUGGGAGAAACCCUGGAGAACACGGGCUCCAGAACGAUGAGCGCCAGCCAGAUGCGUGUCGAACGGUGCCGCGCGGCGGAACAUGUUCCUGCUGUGACAUGUUGUUCAUGUGAGAGUGACAUGUCCCGCUCCGCCGCUUCAACCCGCUGAGGAGGGAGGUAGUACACGAGCUACAACUACAUCAACAGCCAGGCCAGUGAUGGAAGAGAAAGAGACGAGGGAGAGCGAGCCAGUGGACCUCCGCUCUUCCGAACAGUCUGAGUUGCUCUCAUUAAUAAUAAGCGGAGAGGAGGAAACGACGCAGGAGGGGAGCGACUUGGGAGAAGACAAUCUUGCCAAUGGCCAUGGUGGAGAGGACUCUGAGACAGGUAUGGUCACACCUGUGAGAUCACCUGCCACCAGCUACUGGAGCAUCACAGAGGGACCCGACCACCCACUCCUCCUCUCUCCAGCGCCCGGGCCUUCAGGACGCAAACCCAGGGUCCAGAGAGCGUCACGUCCAGGCCUGAGCAGGAUUCCUGGCCGCGAUCACCGCCGCUACUACCACGAAUACUGGCGCAGCGAGUAUUUGAUGGACUUUGACCCCCAAAGGCACGGAAUGAUCUGCAUGGUGUGUGGCAGCACGCUCGCCACCCUGAAGCUCAGUACCAUCAAGAGACACAUCAGGCAGAAGCACCCGGACUCUCUCCUGUGGAGUGCUGCAGACAAGGAGGUGAUCCGCUCUGGAUGGGAGAGCCAUCUGAGUCUGGGGGCAGGUCAGAGGUCUGCUGCUGGACCCUCGCUCCAAGGAGAAGAGGAUUCUAUGCACUUUGGUCAGCAUAUAGGUGAAACUCCAGAUCCAGUUCCACUGCAGGAGCACCAACAGCAGCACCCCGCUUUGACUCCACGGACCGUAGAGGACGAGAACCUCCAACCCCAAGCGGAGGAGCACGAGCUCCCCGGCCCGUCGGCGCGGACCUUGGAGCGCUACCUGAAUGACUCUCUGCACGCUUGGUUCCGCCAGGAGUUCCUGAUGGAGUAUGAGGCUGAGGCCGGCCGCCUGCUCUGCAUGGUGUGUGGAGCAGUACUCCCCUCGCUCCACUUGGAUCACAUAAAGAGCCACGUGCUGGAAACCCACCCCAACUCGCUGGUGUACAGCUCAGAAGAGAAGCACUGCAUCCUACAGGCCUGGGCCCAGACCCACGGUGAACCAGACUCAGUCAAGUCAGAACCUACACCCAACACCAAAGUAAAGGGGGCGGACAUUUUCACAGAAGACCUUAAGACGGUUCCAAUCAACGCUGACAUGUUCCCAGAGGGUGACAGCACUUUAACUCAGGACAUUCGUUUGAUCGGUGAGGAUGGAGGGGUCGGGGCCCCACACCUGCCAUCCCAGCCUCUCCGGCAGUCCAGGAAGAGGCGAUUGAGAGGGGGUGACCCCUGGCGACUCCGCCUCGACUAUCUAGUAGCCUAUGGGCCCCAAGAUCAGGGCACUUUUUGCAUGGUGUGUUCUCAGGUCUUGCAUGAAAGCAAGGUGAGCAGCUUCCGGCGCCACAUUCAGGAAUGCCACCCUGAGACCACAACGCUGAGCCGACAAGAAAGAGAAGCAAUGGCUGCUGCCUGGACCAAAGACUCGUCUGCUGAUGGAAUGCAAAUACCAGAUGAACUGAACCCCAGUGAAGCUGUUGUCUUCAGUACUACCAAAGGCAGAAAUGAGGAUUCCACCUCUGAUGUCUGCGCUCCCCUCAACGCGGUGAACAGCAACGACAGUGCUGUUCACGGAGGGAGGAGCAGAUCCAAGGACUGUGGCGUUGCUGCCCCGGUCCCUCGCCACGGCCAUUACCCCGGGAAGGACCAGAGGAGGAACUACCAGGUGCGCUGGCGAAUGGAAUACCUGAUGGAUUAUGACUGUAGGAGACACGGCCUGGUCUGCAUGGUGUGUGGAGCCACUCUGGCGACGCUGAAGGUCAGUACCAUCAAGCGGCACAUCCAGCAGGUUCAUCCUCACUCCCUGCUGUAUGGCGCUGAGGAGAAGGAGCAAGCCUUGCUGAGCUACAGCCAGACUGCCCUGCACUUCGUCCACUCUGAUGACUGCUUCUCCUCCCAGGACCACGGACUCACGCAGGGCGCUGCCUCUCCUGCACAGCUUGGCACUUAGAAAGGGCUUCUGUCUGUUUUCUCUCCUGGCUUCUGUUCAGAAGCAGCCCUUACUUUUCUGUCCCUAAACCAUAAAAAUGGAUGACUCUUCAAUUCACCUCUAGUGUGAAAUCAGAGCACGAUUGUGUUAUAGCAAGAAAGAGUGUAAGAUUCAAGUUUACAAAAGUGGGAUAACCUCUUUAAAACCCCCUUCAAUUUGCUUCUUAGUUUCUACUAGGAGGCUGAAAAUGAAGUGAUGUCAAAAUGUCAAAGCUUCAUGAACAUUUCAAAGUCCAGUGACUCAUUAAGAAGGAACAAUGACACUUUAUUUAGAUUUCCUUUUUGGAAGUUACUGAUGUCUUUGCACAAAAUGAACCAAAUCCUGGCCAACAGAGUGGAUUAUGUGCUACAACAGAUAACACAUGAAAGCUAUUAUUAAGCCAUGUGAGUCUGCCUUUUCCAUAUGAUGGAAUCCAUAAAUCAGUGCUGAGAACAGCAUAAGAAUGCAAAGCCAUAUUUCAUAAGGAGUGAAGCUGAAUUGGACUGAAGCAGAGCCUCAGGCAGAGGCUUUAUGAUGACAGGUUGAGAGUUUCUACUUGGAUGAUUUCACUCAGCAGGUUAGAUCGCUGAGGGGCAAAAAGAUUGUUGACAGGACUCAAACAUCUUUACAUUUAGACGAGACCUGCAGCCAGGACCAUGUUGAGCUGAUUAGAUCUCUUGUUUUUAUAUUUUGCAACCUUGAUCCACAGGACUGGUAGCAUCAUGAUUAAUGUCCAACUGUUAGUGUCAUGAACUGAAUUGAGCUGGUGCUUUAAGUUGUCCUGAGCAUUUAGAGAAUAAUCCCUCAGGUCCAAUACACAUUACUGCCUGUCAACCUGCUUUGUUCCUACAUUUCUCUUUAAUUAGCUACAAAAAGAGCAAAAUAGUGUUUUUGUUGCAGGUUUCCUGUACCAGAGGAGACAUUUUCACACAGAUCCUUUGCCAAGUUGUUAACAUAUAUGUGGCCACAUCACUGGCUCAUCUGCUGGGUGUAGGAGCUGCUUUUUUUAUUGCUGCAAUGAAUUAUACCGGAAUCAGUAGUUGGUGACAUUGUGAUGACAACAAAGGCUAAACUAAGAAGCAAUAUAAACAGUAAACAUUAACAUAACAAAACUAAUCAGCUACAUGUCUGUCAAAUGGACGCUAAAUAUAUUUGAAAGUGUUCUCAUUGACUUCGAUUAUAAAAUAGUUGAAAAAGAAAUAUGGACAUUUUCUAGUAUUAAAACUAUGUUUGAGUGAUUUUUUUUUUCUCAGCGAUAAUUUUUCACUACAAAAUUAUCGAACAUUUCAGUGAAAUUAAAGCAAAGCUAAAGAAGUGUCUCUUUCUCCAUCAUGGCUUUUCUCUGUCACUGCUACAUCCGCUCACUUUAUUAGAUUUUGCUGCAUUUAAUUCACAUUUUGCCAGACAAAUAUUCAGUGUGCACUGUUGCAUCAAGCUUCAUAGAAACCAUUUUGGUUUCUAGCAAAUGGAAAAUAUACUGAGGUGACUAGCUUCUGUCUCAGUGUCAGCUUUAAGGAUUCUGGCAGCUGGAAUUGAACUGUUGUUAAUGAGACAAACUUACAAAUGAGUCUCUGGGCUUAAAAGGUUUUAGGGACACCAUUGAAUAUUUAUUUGUUCAUAUUUGGGGCUUGUUUCUGGUCAGGGCCCAAGUCUUUUUUCUCAGGAAGUUAGAAACCGAGUGACAGAUGAACACAACGCAGCACUUUGUCCCAGAAGCUCUACUAAACUCCACCCCUAUCUGUGUGCAGCCAGUAAAAUGUUUGACGUUUUUGCUGAUGACAAUGAAUGGAGCGUGCAGCGAGCGACUGCAGACUGCUUAGUCCUUGUUUACAAGUGCAGGUGAAGGAUGCCCUCCUCAGUCGUCCGUUUUAAUCUCAGUCUAGGUAAUACAGCACCAUGCAUCCUUCCCAUCAGCCAAAUCAUCCUACCUUAACACUGCACAAAAAUGUGUAAAUAUCUGAAAAUGAGUUGUAUUUUUCCUUUGUAUGAGCACUUUUUUGCAUCCUGGUUUUUACAAAAUAUGUUUGUAACUCAGUCCAGUUUUUCUACUUUAUUCAAAAUUGAGCGAUGAAGGCAUGUUUUAACGCUGGAGAAAUGCUUGUUAAAUUUAUGAAUUCACUUUGCAGACUUUGCUCCAGCUUCAUUGUGUUUUUUCCCCCCCCAUUCAGUGUACAAAGUUUAUGCAACACGUAAAAUAAUUCUGUCAUAGAAUGUCACUUCUUCUUUUUCUUCUUCUCUUGGAAAACAUAUCUCAGGGAUUCUGUUUGCAUUAACACUUUAAUCAGUGAUUGUUUUUCGUUUUGUUUUCUUCUAGGCUGUCUCUGUUCGACACUUCUGCAUUUACAUGUUGGCUUCAGUUGUGUCACUGUCAAACAUAAAUACCACAGUGAAUUAAAAGCUACAUUUUAAAAUAACUCGAGCCUAAAAUUCUGACUAAAAAAUACAGAUUUCUGGAGAAUAAAUCAAAACUUAUGAUGUCAAAAGAAAACCUCAUUUGAUGAGUAAAUUUUAGUGACGCAAUGAUGUGAAAAUUUGGGCCGAUGUUGAUAUCUACACAUUUCCCAACUAUUUCCACAAUGUGAAGAAACAAUCAUAUAAUGCUGACAUUAUGUCUCUGCUUCAGUUGUCGCUGCAUCACUAUCACUGUCACAUGACCAGACAAACCGCCUGCUUCAAACACAUUCACAUGCAGCAGUAAGGGAGUAAAGCAGAUUCCAAUAUGUUGAAAAUUGACUAACAUUGGCCGAUACUGAUACUGAUAUUUCUCAUAUAUCAAACCAUCCUACCUUAACAAUAUCAGGGUCAAAACAAUGACAAGCUAAAAGGCACAAUGCUUUAAAUAUGACCUUAUGCAGUCUGAACUGUAUCUCAGCCUUCGUCAUGUGAUGGUGGGUUCAUGACUCUGUGGUAUUUAUGUGGGACUGACUUUCAUAAACAGUUGAAAUGUCUUUAAUGAAGGAUAAAAUCUUUAAUCCAAAGCUAACGUAAAGUGACACGGCAGAACAGGCUCCAUCUUUAUGGCUCCUCGUCUCUGACAUAAGCACUUAAUUCAUGAGAUGAUGAAGUGAGACAUGAUGCGUUGCUUGUGUGUGUGUGUGUGUGUGUGUGUGUGUGAAAAGUGAUUGCUCUGCCCCUUUCCAACAGGUCAAUGUGUGAAAUGUGCAUCCUGUCAUCAGUGAAUAAAACUCAUUGAUCCUCUAA